CCGUCCCCUGCCGCCAUGGGGGCCGCCGUUUGUUUCGGCUGCGCCGGUAUCGCCUUCGGGCCGGCGUUCGCUCUCGUUCUUUUUACGGUCGUGGCGGAACCUCUGCGGGUCAUCGUCCUGGUGGCGGGGGCGUUUUUCUGGCUGGUGUCGCUGCUCCUGGCAUCUCUGAUCUGGUUCGUUUCGGUCCGUCUCAGCGACCGGGAAGACGCCAAGCUGCAGUACGGCCUCCUCAUCUUUGGAGCUGCCGUCUCUGUCCUGCUGCAGGAAGCUUUCAGAUUCGCCUACUUCAAGCUGCUGAAGAAAGCCGAUGAAGGCCUGGCGACGAUCAGCGAGGACGGCCGGUCCCCCAUCUCCCUCAGGCAGAUGGCUUACGUCUCGGGCCUGUCCUUCGGCAUCAUCAGCGGCGUGUUUUCCGUCAUAAACAUCCUGGCAGACUCCAUCGGUCCCGGCAUCGUCGGGAUCCAGGGGGACUCGCCGUACUACUUCAUCACGUCUGCGUUCCUCACCAUGGCCCUCGUCUUGCUCCACACUUUCUGGGGAGUGAUCUUCUUCGACGCCUGCGAAAGACGCCGCUACUGGCGCCUGGGGCUGGUGGUUGCCAGUCACCUCCUCACCUCGGGGCUGACGUUUCUGAACCCCUGGUACGAGGCCAGCCUGGUCCCCAUCUUCAUCAUCACCCUCUGCACGGGGCUCUGGGCCUUCUUCACCGCCGGGGGCUCCUUCCACAACAUCCUCAAGUGCCUCUCCUGUAAGCAGGAGGACGACAGCAGAGUGAUGAUGUACUCAGCGCUGCAGGUGCCUUUUGAGGACUGAGCGGCAGCCGCAGCCCUGCCUGCCCGCGCCGCCCGCGCCGCCGCCGUACCCAAGUGCCGUCUUCUUGGCAGCUGGAAGGUCACGACGCUGCCUUCGCCUCUGCGGUUCGUUCCUCCGGUGCUGCCGCCCGGCCGAGCCCUGGCCCUUCUCCGUGACGCAGAGGUUGCUCCGUACCCCAUCCCGCUCCACAGGGGAUUUUUUUGGGGGUCUGACCGAUGCUUGUAGGCGCCCCGUUAGCUUCGUUAGUGACUUUGUUAGACUUUUUUUUCCUUGCAGGGUGAAGGCGGGAGGGGGGCUGGGUGCCCCGAGGUGCGGCCGGGCGUGCGGGGCUCAGGGCAGGACCCCCCUUCCCUCACAUUUCCCCCCCCGCCCUGACCCGGGGGAGGGCUCUGCCCUCGGUGCGGCUCCAGGCCGCUGCUGUUCCCCGCUCUGCGGAAGCGGGGUGAUGCUCUCGGGGCGGGGGGAGCCGGGACGGGGGGGUGCUCUGCCCCUCUGCCCCCCUUUCUGUUCCUGCUGGGUGUCCGGGGACACCCGUUACCCUGCUGUACAACUGGGGGGGGUGGGGUAAAUUAUUUUUUUGAUUGAGAGUAAAACCCUUU
Grus americana (Whooping crane) is the source of this 1412-nucleotide messenger RNA. It is a transcript of the gene APH1A, whose product is annotated as aph-1 homolog A, gamma-secretase subunit. Lineage: Eukaryota; Metazoa; Chordata; Aves; Gruiformes; Gruidae. Bases 16 to 813 code for a protein of 265 amino acids. Gene Ontology annotation, biological process: Notch receptor processing; positive regulation of catalytic activity; protein processing. The transcript has 7 exons. The record is from RefSeq and is a predicted model, not a curated record. Gene Ontology annotation, molecular function: protein-macromolecule adaptor activity. Gene Ontology annotation, cellular component: membrane; gamma-secretase complex; endoplasmic reticulum.